Molecule: messenger RNA, 723 nt
Organism: Monosiga brevicollis MX1
Lineage: Eukaryota; Choanoflagellata; Craspedida; Salpingoecidae
Exons: 7
Coding region: 166-723 (185 amino acids)
Biological process (GO): signal transduction
Cellular component (GO): plasma membrane
Molecular function (GO): GDP binding; GTP binding; GTPase activity
Source: RefSeq, a predicted model, not a curated record
ACCGAUUGAGCAUCGCGAAGCCAAGGGUGUUUUGACCGAGGCGAGGCGCCACCCCCCACCCCUGACGACCGUGGCCUCGGCCUUGUUCCCAUUCCUCAUCGGGUUUGCAGCAGGCUGCCGCCGCUCCUUUUCUUCUUUGACCUUGGUAUUCCCGGUAUCGUUGCAAUGGCCGUCGAACCGAUCAAGAUCGCUGUCAUUGGUGAUGGCGGUGUCGGCAAGAGUGCUUGCACCAUCCGCUUCGUCAAAAACCAGUUUCACGAGCAAUACGACCCUACAAUAGAACAAACCUACUCGACAACGGUGGAAACAGAAGAAUUUGGCUCCUUGCCAGUGGAAAUUAUCGACACAGCCGGCCAAGAUGACUAUGAAAACUUCCGAUCCGUGAGCAUCAGCUACGGCCAGGCCUUCCUGCUCGUGUUUGCCAUCACCUCCCACAAAACCUUUGAGAAGAUGGAGAGUAUGCUAGUUGAGGCCAAGGAGGAUGCACCAAAAAUUGUGAUUGGUAACAAAUCGGAUUUGAGUGCAGACCGAAAGGUAUCUGUGGCAGAGGUCGAGGCGUGGUGCAAGGAACGUGGCUUCAAGUACUUUGAAACUUCUGCCAAGAACAAUAUCAACGUUCGUGAGGCUUUUGUCGACCUCGUCCAACAAGCCGCCAAGAAGCGACAGCACACUCGCACCGGUGCCAAGGGCUCUGGGGCAGCGGCUACAGGGGGUAAUGGCUGA